GAAUGGCGAGUACUGGUAUUUGGUGUUGUGUUGUAUGAUGGAAACCAUGGUAAGAAGCGUAGCAAAGGAGCGUAUUAGACACUAGGCUUCGGCCGUCAAAUCAUAAAAGAUGCUGCAGCGGUGGCAUCUGUUUGAGGUAUGGGGUGGUGUGAUGGUUUGUGUUGUUUGUGCGUAUACAAAAGUCCGCGGUGGGUAUCAAAGGUCGCAAAUGAGAACUGAAGAUCGUGCCGAUUCCGGGGGGAGGGGGGCAUUGUCAUGGCGGCGUUACGGUUUCUCUGGAGAGGUGUUGAUGAGUGUGCUCGACCCUGAAGACUUCAUGCCUGGUGUUCGCAUGUAAGACGGUCGUGGUAUCGAGGUCUUCUUCUUAGCUUUCGAUGGUUUAGACGAUGUCAGUGCUGAGGAAACGUCUGCACGAGGUCCGUCAUAACCGAAUCGAGUCG
Molecule: messenger RNA, 440 nt
Organism: Macroventuria anomochaeta
Lineage: Eukaryota; Fungi; Ascomycota; Dothideomycetes; Pleosporales; Didymellaceae
Exons: 1
Coding region: 110-337 (75 amino acids)
Source: RefSeq, a predicted model, not a curated record